AUGAGUCGUCGGAGACCUGUGGCCGUCAGGCGCGCCGGACGGAGGGAGCAGGUUGGUGUCACCGUUUUUCCCUUACAAUUUCAGGUGCCUGCGGUCUGUGGGGAGCCAACGGUCAUCAGGGAGGAGCCUGCUGUCCAGGAGGAAGCCCAGGUGCCGCUGCAGGUGUCCACAGAUAAGGUUGCUUCUUUUCCUCUCCCUAGUGAUAGUGGUACUGUUAGUGUUAGUGAACCUCUGUCCGUCUGUGGUCGUGUGGCAAUGGUCGCGAGGGAUUGUCGGGGAAUUAGGUUAGCUAAGGUUGUGCGCGGAUCUUUUCACCAGGGGGAUAGCAGGUUUAGUUACGGAGGGAUGCAAUGCAUGGCCAUUGCUGCAAGUAGUAUAGCUAAGCAUGUGGUGAAAAGCGUGUUUUCGUGGGAGACACAGGAGCUCGAUCGCAUUCUGUAUUCCGGCGAUGAAUUUUACAGUAGUUUGCGCAACCUGGGUAUUUUUAGCCAUCCGUCGCAUUUUUUGUCCGUGCCGGAUCUACCUAGUAAUGUAGUUAUUGACGAGCAGUUGUUUAGUUUCCAUUUUAGUCAACACCCAGCAUCUGGUGCUGUGGGUGUUGAGCAGGAAAAUGGUCCCUUUGUGACUCUUCGUAAUGGAUUAGAGGCAAUUUUCAGGCAGUACAGCACGUGUCUGCUGACACUGGUAACGUCUACAUCUGCCAUCAUCUGUGAGGAUGGACAGUUCGCUGUGGUCGACAGUCACUCACGUAGUAGCUGUGGCCUGGUAGAUCACAACGGUACCAGUGUAAUACUGCACUUUUCCUGUUUAGAUGACCUACAUCACUACAUCUGUUGUUUGGCUGACGCUCUCAGUCCAGGGCCGCAGCCUUUUGAGCUGUGUGGCGUUAGGGUUAGUGUAGGUGCAAGUCCAGCGUUGUCUGGAGCUUCUGUAGAAAGUUGCAUCUUUGAGAUGAACACUGCUGCAGCACCUGAGCUUUGUGACAUCACAGAUGUUUGUGCCACCACCUCCUUGUUUGAGAGUGAUGCAGGUCCAGCUGUGAGCCACGCACAAUCCGGUGUUUCUGUGGAGAGUGGCUUCAUAGAGAUGAGCACUGCUUCGGCACCAGGAUUUAGUGACCUUGCAAAAAAUUCUGCAGCCCCAUCUGUGUGUCAGAGUGGGGCUGGUGUUGAAGCGAGCCCAGCACUAUAUAGCUUUGAGCACAGACAAAGGGUGAAAGCACGCACAGUAGGAAAGUACAGGGAGAAUUUGGGUCACAGGAUCAUGGUUAAAAAACGCAGUGUAGCUAGAUACAGGGCUGACAUUGAACACAGGCAAAGGGUCAAAUACGGGAGUAAAGUGGCGAGUAAAACAAAAUACAUUAAUUUAGAAUACAAGGCCAAAGUUAAAGCACGCAGUGUUGCUAAAUACAGUGACAAUAUUGCCCAUAGAUACUGUGUUAAAGCACGCAGUGUUGCUAAAUACAGUGACAAUAUUGCCCAUAGAUACUGUGUUAAAGCACGCAGUGUUGCUAAAUACAGUGACAAUAUUGCCCAUAGAUACUGUGUUAAAGCACGCAGUGUAGCCAAAUACAGUACAAAUAUUGCGCACAGAGAAAGGGUUAAGUUUGGGAGUAAAGUGGCGAGUAAAAUAAAGUACAUGGACAAUUUAGAACACAGGCAAAGGGUUAAACUAGGCAGCAAAAGGCAGUACAGUGUUAGUUUAAAACAUAGGCAGCAAGUAAUAGCUAGUGUACAGCUGAGUCGGAAGCAGAGGCUGGAGAGGUCUGUAGAUUUUGGUUUUGUCAUGGAUAGUUUUUUGGAUAAGGUUAGACACGGACCGGAUUUCGUGUGUUGUGUUUGUCAUAGGCUGCAGUUUAAAUAUCAGGUGCUGCGCUGUGAGAGGGAAGUAUAUGCAGCACGUUUAGCAACGGCAGGCAUUGCAGAUAAUUGCAUUAGUGAGCAUUAUCUGCAUAGUUGUGAUGAUAAGUGUGUUGAGCCCUGUCCCAUUGUUGAGUCCAGAGGUCAGUUGUGGAUUUGUUUUACUUGUCAUAGUAAGAUCAGUAAAGGUCAAUUCCCAGCUGAAUGUUGGAACAAUAACUUAGCCGUACACCCCAUUCCUCCAGAACUGGGAUGUCUGAAUAGCUUAGAGCAGCACCUGAUAGCUUUACGCAUCCCUUUUAUGAAGGCGUUGGCGUUGCCUAAGGGUGGUCAGAAUGGUGUACACGGGCCCGUUACUUGUGUUCCGGCCAACAUUGUACAAACCACCAAUGUGUUGCCGCGGUCCAGUAUGGAGGGGUCUCUGCUUCAAGUUAAGUUAAAAAGGAAAUUAACCUACAAAGGACACUACGAGUAUCAAUUUGUUGACUCGUGGCGUGUCAGGCGUGCUAUAGAGUACUUAAAGAGAACUAAUGUCUUGUAUAAAGACAUUGAGUUCAACGUGGAAUGGUUAAAUGAUUUUUGUAGGGAAGAAGAGGUUGUUGUAGAGGCUGGUCAGGGUAAGCAGGUUGUUGUUGACACACAGUCCAGUGAGGAUGAGGCUGUCGAGCAGGACAUUGGGGUAGAAGAAGAAUCCGAAGACAUAGCACAAGAUGAAAUGUUACAUGACAGACAACAGCACUGCAUGUUUCAGGACACUUGUCUUAUGCCUGUUGAUAUCGGUCAGGAAGCAUUAGAUCAGUAUUUUGCGGAUGUUGUAUGUCUGGCCCCCGCGGAAGGUAAUAGUCCGGUUAGAAUGCUUUCUGACAAAUUAAAUGAGGCCAAGUGUUUCCCUGUGCUGUUUCCGACUAGCACAAAUACAUUCCACACCCGCCGCACGCAUCGCUUAACAUUGUCGCGCUACUUUAAUAAUCGGGUAAUGCACGCCGACGGCCGUUUUGCGCGCAAUGUGGAAUACAUAUUCUUUAGCCAGUAUAUGUCCGAAUUAGACAAAGUGAUAAGUACUAUUUCGGUCGCCAUGCGUAAAGGUAAGGGGGGUCAGCAUUCUCAGCGGAUUUCCCCGGGCAUGCUCAAAGACGACGAGUCUCUGAAGCGCUUGCUACAGUUCGAUGACGGUUUUCGUUUCCUUCGGCCCAUUCGCGGGACGCCAGCUUUUUGGUCUUCCGUUCAGAAAGACCUUUUGGCUUGUGUCCGCCAAUUGGGGAUUCCUACAUGGUUCUGCUCUUUUUCUUCUGCUGAUUUGCGCUGGCAAAAUCUCCUUGCCAGCAUCCUGAGACAGGAAGGCAGACAGCAGACAGUAGAACAGUUAGAGUGGGCCGAUAGGUGCGAGCUGUUGCGUCGCAACCCGGUCACAGCCGCGAGGAUGUUUGACUACAGGUGGCACUGUUUUUUGAAGGAAGUACUCAUGUCCCCGUCUCAACCAGUUGGCAAGAUUGUAGAUUUCUUUUAUCGCAUUGAGUUCCAGCAGCGUGGGUCCCCCCAUGUUCAUGCGCUGUUUUGGAUUGAGGGAGCUCCCCAAAUUUAUAAAAACACAGAUGUAGAAGUUGCAGAGUUUGUUGACAAAUAUGUGACAUGUGAGCUACCCUCUGGCGAUGACACACUAUUGGAAGUUGUGUCAUCGGUUCAAACGCAUUCAAAACGGCAUUCAAAGUCAUGUCGUAAAAAUAAAACGGUAUGUCGUUUCAAUUUUCCUAAACCCAUCUCUGCACGCACGUUCAUCUGCAAAAUCAAAGAAUGUGUUUGUCCUAAAAAGGGAACGGGGACAGAGGGUGAUCGCACUUCAGAAAACAGGCCAAAGUGCACCUGUUUUGACGAUGAGGGAAGGAAGAUGCCAAAGGAGGUUGCGAAGAUGUUUAUGGAGAGAGUAAAGAAUGCCAUGGGGAGGGAGGAGCCUUUUGGUAGUGUAGAAGAGUUGUUUGCCAGUGUGGGCAUCAACCAGGAAGUCUUUGAGCUCGCUUAUAGGCGGCUGGAGACUAAGAAUAAGGUGGUGUAUAGGCGAGGGGUAAACGACACCUGGGUUAACCAGUAUAAUAGGAAUCUAUUGAAGUGUUGGAACGCUAACAUGGACAUUAGCUUUGUCACUGACGCCUACGCAGUCAUCAUAUACAUCAUAAAGUACAUCACAAAAUCAGAGACCGAAAUGGGUCUGUUAUUGAGCAAUGCCCUUAAGGAAGCAAAUAAACUAGGAAAUCUCUCUGCUAAAGACGCUCUAAAGAAACUGGGCAGUGUAUAUUUACACAACAGAGAUGUCUGCGCUCAGGAGGCAGUGUAUAGGCUAAUGAGCAUGCAUUUGAAAGAAUGUUCCAGGAAGGUCGUGUUUAUUCCAACAGGGAAUAACAUUGUGCGGAUGAGUUUACCCCUCAGUGUGUUGUUGCAAAGGGCUUCCUCAGAGGGCCUUAGGUCCGAAAACAUGUGGAUGACAAGCAUUGUCGAGAGGUAUAAGAACAGGCCCGAUAGUGUCGUGUUUGAGGAUAUGUGCAUAGCCACGUUUUGUUCGGAGUAUCGUAUUCUCAGCCAGAAUGAAAACUCGGACAAUAAAAUCGAACUUCAAGGGGGUUUAGGGUUCGUCUUGCGGAGAACACGAACGCAGUUUGCCGUCGUUCGCUACAUGCGGUUCAAAUUGGAGAAACAGGAGGAAGCCCACUUUCAGAGUUUGCUGCAGUUGUUCCUUCCUUAUAGAACUGAUUUAGAGCUCAAGCCGGAAGGCUUUGAGUUCUACAAACAGUUCCACGAGGAAGGUAAUGUGACGUUGGCUGGCGGGACCGAGCGGCCAGUGCGAGACGUCGUCGAUGAAAACAGGGCAAAGUUUGAAGUGGACUGUCCUCGAUUAGAGCGUGCGCAGGAGAUUGCGGACAUGUUGGGCGGUGUCGACGAGGAUGCGUGGGGGGACCUUUGUCCUGAACAGCAAGUCGAACACAUGGAAUGUUUAGAGGAGAGGCGGCUGCAGCAGCAGGGGGAAAUUAGGGACGAGCAGCUAGUUGAAUUGGAGGAAAAUGUCCCCGAUUUGUUUGUUGGUGGUAAACAAGUAGCUACAAUCGAGAGAAACACCAACAUUUUGCCUAGAAGGGAGGGUUUAGCUCUGGUCCAUUCUCUCAAUGAGACGCAGAGGAGCAUUUUUGAUAGGAUUAGGAAAUGGUGCCUAGAAAAGGUGAUGGGAAAAACCCCAGAACCUUUCCAUGUGUUCGUAACUGGUGGGGCAGGUACUGGAAAAAGCCAUUUCAUUAGAGCUAUCCAGUACGAGGCAGGGAGACUAUUGUCGCGUCUGUACCAACCGGAUGAAACCUGCGUACUCUUAACUGCUCCCACAGGCAUCGCUGCAUACAGUUUACAUGCAGCCACAAUUCACCACACCUUUAGUAUUGGCAUGCAGGUUAGUUUACCGUAUAUCCCUCUGGGUGAAGAUAAGAUAAACUCCUUGAGGGCUCAAUUUGGUCACCUACAAAUUCUAAUCAUUGACGAAAUCAGUAUGGUAGAUCAUCAUCUUUUAGCUUAUGUGCAUGGCCGGUUAAGGCAAAUUAAACAGACGGGGGACUUUUCUCCAUUUGGCAACGUUAGUGUUGUAGCUGUUGGUGACUUUUAUCAGUUGCCGCCCGUUAAAGGGAGGCCGCUGUACACCUGUCAGGUGGGUGUGGACCUCUGGUGUCAUUUCACAAAGGUAGAACUAAAAACAGUUGUGAGGCAAAAAGAUAGUGUCUUUUCUGAGCUGCUAAAUAGACUUAGAGUUCGGUCAAAGGAAACCCCCUUAUCGCAAAGCGACGUCGAUAUCCUCAAGUCUCGGGAGACGGGGGAACAGAGCGCUGCUUUGCAUAUUUAUCCCACGAAUAUGCAAGCCAGCGAGCAUAAUCUGAAGCGGUUGUUCGCAACCUGUCCAGAUUAUGUUACAAUUGAGGCCCAAGAUUUUAUUAACAGCAGGAAGACGGGUGAAUUAGAGCGCGUGGUCGGGCAUCACGGUAAAACGUCGUACACGUGUUUGGCCAAGAGUUUGUGUUUGGCUCCGGAAGCACGUGUCAUGCUUUGUAAAAAUGUUGCUGUGGCAGACGGUCUGGUCAAUGGCGCAUGUGGAACGGUGACUUAUAUUCAAUUUGGAGCAGAUGAAGACUUCCCCCUCGUAGUCUAUGUCAAAUUUGAUGAUCCUAAGAUAGGCUCACAAAGGAGAAAGGAACGUUCCCAUGCUGCUGUAGAAUGCCCGCAUUCUACUGCCAUUGACCCCGUGGAGGAUUCGGCGACAAAACGCGGCGGUUUGCGUCGUCAGUUUCCUCUUAAACUCGCGUGGGCCUGCACUGUUCACAAAGUGCAAGGUCUAACUGUCGACGAGGCUGUCGUGUGUUUACACAAGAUUUUUGCAGCUGGGCAGGCGUAUGUCGCCCUCAGUCGUGUUAGGGAUAUAUCCGGCCUUGUGAUUACAGAUUUUGAGGAAAAGGCCAUUUACUGCAAGCACACCGUCAAGGGGGCAUUGGAUAGCAUGCCCCCAUUCCUAAUUGAACAGCCACAGCCUUCAUUAGAAACUCCCAGUUUCUCUGUGUAUUUGCUUAACGUCCAAAAUUUACGUUGCCACGUCGCUCAUUUGGUGUCUUGUACGCAGCAUUUACAGCCUACCUGUAUUGCUGUCACAGAGACGUGGCUCAGUGCACAAUCCUCAACAGACUGUGUCCAAAUAGAGGGAUACACUUUCCACAGUCGUCCUCGAGCCUUGUGUUACAGCAGCAAUGAUGUCAAAUUAUCUGAGAUUAGAGAUCUCGAACAUGGCGGAGUGGGAUUAUAUGUUGUAGAUAAUUCGGACUGUGAGAUUCUGCAGGUGCCCGAUUUAAAUCUGGAGUGCUUGGUGUGCCUGUUUACCAAAGAGAACCUUUUGAUGGCAGUAAUUUAUCGUCCGCCACGUUAUCCAAUUUCACUUUUUAAAUCCAAUCUGGUUAAGUUACUUGAUUGUGUAAAUCCCAUCAGUAACACAAUUGCUAUAAUGGGCGAUUUUAAUGAAGACCUCCUCAAACAUUCAUCAAUUUCUAAAUUAAUGGGCCAAAAUGGAUUUUGCCAGCAUGUAACACAAGAGACUACAGAGAGUGGGACAUUAAUUGACCAUGUUUAUGUCAAAACAACACAGUAUGCUGUGGAUUGUGCAGUGGUGUCCACUUAUUUCAGUGACCACGAAGCCAUCCUGUGUGGUUUUCGUGGUCAAGAUGAAGGUGAUACGUUUGAUUUGGAUGUGUUGUUUGCAGAUAGUUUUGCUGACGAAUAGGGUCCCUAAACAUCAUCACAACCGUCAACCCCCAAAAUGGAUUAACUUGCUGGAAUACAAAAGACCUUAUAACAUGCAUGUGAAAAAGUGCAAUAUAUUUAUCUGUACAGUACCGUAAUCUAUUUAUUUAUUAUACAUAUAUUUAUAUAUUUUUAUAUAUUUAUUUAUUUAUACA
Molecule: messenger RNA, 7324 nt
Organism: Nerophis lumbriciformis (worm pipefish)
Lineage: Eukaryota; Metazoa; Chordata; Actinopteri; Syngnathiformes; Syngnathidae
Source: RefSeq, a predicted model, not a curated record